Molecule: messenger RNA, 3738 nt
Organism: Rotaria sordida
Lineage: Eukaryota; Metazoa; Rotifera; Eurotatoria; Philodinida; Philodinidae
Source: the annotation of a GenBank genome assembly
AUGUCAUUAACUCCUUCUGAUUACGAUAAAGCUGAACGCAAAUCAUCUUUUAGAAAUUUUAAUUCAGAUGAUCGUUGUCAAUAUUGUAACAAGUUUAAAUCAGAACGUUAUGAUGAAGAAAUUUGUGAAUGUAAUCAAAACAAAGGUUUUCAUCUAAGUCCAAAUACAAAACUAGAAGAAGAUAAAGAGAAGACGCCAAUUCCUAUUAUAAAAGUCCGCGGUAUAGAAUGUGGAAAACUUGAAAAUGGUGCUUUGUAUGCUCAUUUUUCUAUGGCAACACCGGUAAGAAGAAUUGCAGAGUUUAUUAUACAAGAAUGGAACAUUCCAAAACCUAAAUUGAUUAUGUCAAUUAUUGGUGGUGCAAAAAAUUUUACAUUAACCGAUCAAUUUGAAUCAAAUAUUAUUAAUGGAAUUAUUAAAGUUGCUCUUAAAUCAAAUGUAUGGAUGAUUACAAAUGGAUAUAAAGUUGGUAUUGUUCAACUUAUUGGACAAGAAAUUAAUAGAAUUAAAUUAUCAAAAUUCAAUAAAAAUACCAUCAUUGCUAUUGGAAUUGGUAACUGGGGAAGUAUAAAAAAUGUCGAAAUAUUAACAGAUAUGCAGACAGACGAAAAAAAUAAGAAAAAAAAACGUAUACCCAAAAUUUUAGAUAGUGAAAAUGAAGAAGAAGAUGAACUACAAAGUGGUGAAUGUUAUCUUGAAAUGAAUCAUAGUCAUUAUCUUAUGCUAGAUGAUGGAACUUAUCGAUGUUUUGAUACGAAAGAUUAUCGAACAUGUCUAUCUUCUCUUGUUACUAUCGUAGUUGAAGGUGGUGAGGAUACGAUAAGAAAUAUGUAUUCUGAUUUAAAAAACAAAGUUCCUAUUGUUAUUAUUAAGGGCAGUGGUCGUGUUGCUGAUUUUAUGAGUCGUUGGUUAUUGUCUACAAAAGAUUUCAAUGAUGAUUCCGAUGAAGAUAAAGUGAUAUAUGAAAUUGAUGAAUUAUGUACAAGAUAUGCUCCAAUAGAAGUUUUCAACAACAGAGCACAAACAAAAUCGAAAAUAAGAACUGAUAUAUGUGCUGAACUUCAUGUUGAUUCAUCUUCAAAAAAACUUCAUCAACUCUUUAAUAAUUAUAAGAAAAAUCUUGAAAAAGAAUUAAAAAAUGUUUUAAGUGGUGAUAGUGAAAUGAAUAAGGAAAAACGUGAAAAAUCUGAAUCAAAAAAGAAUGAUUUCAAUGGAGAAUUAUUAGUUCUGCUUGAUAAAGUUAUGUAUUGUCUACAACCAGGCCUUCGUCCGCUAAUAAAUAUAUUUGACUUAAAUUCGGAAACCGAUUUAUCAGAGACAAUUUUUGAGGCUAUUUAUAAAUCAUUUAGUAAUUUACCACGAAAUAUUCAAGAAAAACUAACUAAACAAACAUUACUUGAUUUAGCAAUCGAUUGGAAUUGUAUUGAUACAGCCAAAGAAUUCAUUUUUCAGAAUUCAUUAAAACAUAUUCCGCAUUCAGAAGAAGUCUUUAUAAAUGCUUUAACAAAAAAUUCACCAUUAUUUGUAUAUGAAUUUCUUAAAUUAGGUUUUGAUCCAGCUGAUAUAUUCUUUCCAAAAAAUCAAUUUACUGAUGAAGAAAAUCGAUAUAAAGAUUUUUUUAAAAUACUUUAUACACAUGAUUUAGUGAUGCGUGAUGAAACUCAUUUAAAAAAUUUUAUUGACUCUGAUAAAUCUACAAAUGAUAAAAGUAUUAAUAAUGUUAAAUCACUUAAUAGAGUUUUGUAUGGUCUUAUUGGUGAUUAUAUGUAUAAACUUUAUUUUGAUACAGAACAAGCUGAAUAUAACGAUCGAAUAAAAUGGGGAUUAAUAAAAAAUUCAAUAAAAUUCGAACAAAAUAAAAAUAAUAAAUCUCUAUUAAAUGAAGUAAAAAAAGAAAAAGCACAUAAAUAUAUAAUGCGUGAUUUAUUUUUAUGGGCUAUAUUAAUGAAUUAUAUUGAUAUGGCUAAAAUUUUUCUAUGUUAUAUGAAAUAUCGUAUAUGUCCAGCAUUAAUUGCAACAAAAAUUUUAAAACAAUAUCAUUCAAAAGCUAAUUAUGGUGAUUUAAAAGAUCGUUAUAUGGAAAAUGCAAAAUAUUUUGAAAAAUAUGCUAUUGAUUGUUUAAGUAAAUGUGAUGAAUAUGAUGAACGUCGAGCAUGUGAUAUUGCUAUACAACAAAAUGAACUUUAUGGAUAUGUUACUUGUCUUCAAAUUGCAGCUGAUGCUGAUGAUAAAUUAUUUAUUUCAACAUCAUGUUGUUCACAAGCUAUGCAUAAUAUUUGGUAUGACAAACUUCAUCCGAAAAAAACGCUUGCAAAUUAUGGAUUCUUUUUAAUUCUUGGUAUUCUUUCAUGUGGUCUUUUGUCUCCUACUUGUAUCGACUAUCGAGAAGAAGAAAAGGAUGUAGUUGCUGGUGAAUCUCUUAAACCUAUUGUAGAACCAUUUGGCAUAGAUUAUAUUGAUCCAUAUCCACUUGAAUAUCCUCGUUAUUUUAAACAAAAACUUGUAUUUAAUAAAUAUAUACAUCAAUUGCAACAUUUUCAUUUAUCUUUAGUAACGAAAUAUAUUUAUCAUGUAAUAUCUUAUAUAUUUUUUCUAUUACUCUUCUCAUAUGUUCUUCUCUUCGAAUUUUCACCACCAUCGAAUAAAAUUCCAUCAAUUCAUUGGACUGAAAUAUUAACAAUUAUUCUUGUUUCAUGUAUGUUAAUAGAAGAAAUUCAUUAUUUUUUUACUCAAGAUAGUAUAACUAUUUCUGGAAAAAUCAAAAGUUAUUGUCGUGAUCUUUUUAAACCAUUGACUAUGAUUGCAUUUAUUCUUUUCUACAUUGGAUUAAUUCUACGAUUUGUACAUGCAAAUUCUAAAGAGGACUUUGUAGCAGCAAGGAUAGUCAUGGCAUUUGAUAUAGAACUAUGGUGGCUUCGUUGUCUAUCAUUUAUUAUUGUUAUACCAUUUCUUGGACCACAUCUUGUGGCUAUUGGAAAAAUGCUACAAGAUCUUUUAUUCUUUUUAUGUAUUAUUGCAAUUGUUAUGAUUGCAUAUGGUGUUGCAUCUCGUUCAAUUGUUUAUUAUCCAGUAGAAAAUGGUUUUACAACAGAAACAAAUGGUUUUAUAGAUAUUAGUUUUGAUGGUAGAGCUGUUUUUCGUCAGAUUAUAUAUCCUGUUUACUAUUUAUUAUACUCACAAUUUGGUAAUGAAACACAAAAUCUUGAUAGUAAUGUGAAUGCUGGAUGGUCAAUAACAACUCAAGUAUUACUUGCUGCACAUAUGUUAUUCGUUAAUAUGUUACUUUUUAAUCUGCUUAUUGCAAUGCUUAAUAAACGAUUCGAGAAAGUUUAUGAAGAUGCACGAAAUAUUUGGCAUACACAACAAUAUUUAUAUACACGUGAAUAUUUUACACGUUCACCAUUUCUACCACCCAUAAGUCUUUUUUAUGAUAUUUAUUAUUUAAUUCGGAUGUUCGUCUUCUUUAUAAGACGAAAAUUUUUCUAUAAACCAUCAGAUCCUGAAGCUCCAGUAUUCAAAAUGAUUGCAAAAAAUCAAUCUCUCUUAGAUGAUUGGCGUGAAUAUGAAGGUGCAUCAACUUAUGAAUAUGCUCAUGCCGAAGUAAAAGCAUUAAAACCUACAUCGACAAAGUCAUCAAAUGAUUUAAUAGAUACUAUGGAUAGUGUUAAAGAAAUACAAGAAACUGUGAAGAAAUUAAAUUCCGUAAUGGAAGGAAAGAAACUUGGAUCUACGAAUUAA